This is a messenger RNA of Heterocephalus glaber (naked mole-rat), 3203 nucleotides long. RefSeq names its product proline and serine rich 1 (gene Proser1). The record is from RefSeq and is a predicted model, not a curated record. Lineage: Eukaryota; Metazoa; Chordata; Mammalia; Rodentia; Bathyergidae.
CGGGUCUUAUUGAUAGUCCCCAAGAGCCGGUGGGGGUUGUUGGGGCAACCCGAUAGGACGCCUGGUGCGGCAGGCGCUGAGGCUUUCGCGAGUCCCCCAUCGCGAGGCUGUGUCCCUCUUCGCCCGGCUCCGGGUGCUCUCGGGCCGCCGGCCUGCUCCCGGAAGACACGGAAGCUAGAGUGCUUUUCUUCUUCAACUAUAAAUAUUUUUUGCUGUCAACGGAGCAGUCCAGGGAUGAACAUUUCAUAAUUGGACGUAUAACUUAAACACGUGGAAACAGUCAAGAUGGACAAAAAGUCCUUUGAAACCGUGCUGGAUGAAAUUAGAAAGGCUGUUUUGACAGAAUACAAAUUAAAAGCAAUUGAGUAUGUGCAUGGAUACUUCUCUAGUGAACAGGUGGUUGAUUUAUUGAGAUAUUUUUCCUGGGCCGAGCCUCAAUUAAAAGCAAUGAAGGCAUUACAGCAUAAAAUGGUGGCUGUUCACCCAGCAGAAGUGGUCAAUAUACUCAACUGUUUUACCUUCAGUAAAGACAAGCUAGUUGCUCUUGAACUAUUAGCUUCGAACAUUGUUGAUGUACAGAAUUCUCGUCCCAUUGAGGAUUUAUUCAGGAUAAAUAUGUCUGAGAAGAAACGGUGCAAGAGAGUACUUGAACAGGCUUUCAAGGGCGGCUGCAAAGCUCCCCAUGCUAUGAUAUCUUCUUGUGGAACAAUCCCUGGAAAUCCGUAUCCCAAAGGAAAACCUAGUCGAAUAAAUGGAAUUUUCCCAGGAACCCCUUUGAAAAAAGAUGGUGAAGAAUGUACCAAUGAAGGCAAAGGAAUAGCUGCACGGAUUCUUGGACCAUCCAGACCACCUCCUUCAACAUACAAUCCACAUAAACCUGUUCCUUAUCCAAUACCUCCAUGCCGGCCACAUGCAACUAUUGCACCAAGUGCUUACAAUAAUGCAGGUCUGGUACCGUUAGCCAAUGUCAUUGCUCCAGGUAUACCCCCUCCACCUCCAUAUACUCCGAAUCCAGUAGGAACAGAAAAUGAAGACCUUUCCAAUCAGUCAAAACCUACACAAAAUCAAACAUUUUCUACCCCAGCAAGUCAGCUCUUUUCACCUCUUGGUUCUAAUCCUUCAACACCUGCUGCAACUCCUGUUCCCACUGCAUCCCCAGUCAAGGCAGUAAAUCACCCAUCAGCAUCAGCAGCUGCCACUGUUGCUGGAAUGAAUGUACCAAAUGCUAUCCUUCCUGUGUUCCCAGGGCAGGUCUCCUCAGCCAUCCAUACACCUCAGCCAUCAAUACCAAACCCAACUGUGAUCAGGACCCUUUCGUUGCCUACUGCACCUGUAACUUCCAUCCACAGUACAACCUCUGCUCCUGUUCCUUCCAUUUUUUCUGGCCUAAUGCCAUUGCCAGGUCCUUCUGCUCCACCUACCCCUGCCCCUCAGGCUACGUCUAUACUUCGAGCCACUCUUACUUCCAGUGAAGCAUUUGCUUCCACUUCUGCCCCUUACACUAGUCACUUCUUUUCCACCAACACUACUGCUGCUUCUACCAAUAACCCCAAUUCCACUUCAUUGUCAUCAGUGUUUCCAGGUCUCCCUCUCCCCUUAACACCAACAUCCCAAGGUGUAUCCAAUUCGACUCCUGUGAUUACUGGUGGUUCUGCUCCCAGCGUUGCAGCUUCACUUGGCAUAAAUAAUCCUCUUUUGUCUGUUUUAAAAGGCAUUCUGACAUCAAAUGACACCAAUUUAAUCAAUUCCUCUGUUUUGUCAUCUUCUGUCACAAGUGGGCUGGCUUCAUUAUCCUCUCUUACUAAUCAGAGAGCCUCAGCCCCUAACAAGUGCUAUGCCCCAUCAGCCCUUCCUGCCCCACAGAGGUCUUCUACUCCCAGGCUGGCCAUGUUCCCAGGCCUGCCGUUUCCUGUGGCUUCCUCAACCGCCACUCCCCCUACACUGCCUGUGCAGUCUUCUUUGGCCACUGUUACAUCCUCUUCAACAUCAGUGCCAGUGAGCUGUGGCUCUUCAGCUGCCCUCUUGCAUGGUCCCCACCCAGGUACUUCAGACCUGCACCUUUCAUCCACCCCUGCUAUGACAACUAUUCCUGUUAUGAUCAAAACUGAACCCACAAGUCCUAUUCCCUCCGCUUUUAAAGGCCCCUCUCAUUCCAUGAAUCCCCCUCGUGGCACUUUAGGCUUGUCAGGGACUUUGGGCCGUACAUACACUUCUGCAUCAGUGCCCAUCAGUUUGUCUACUUGCCUUAAUCCUGCAUUAUCAGGUCUCUCCAAUUUGAGUACUCCCUUAAAUGGUUCAAAUCCCCUUUCCUCCAUUUCCCUUCCACCACAUGUUUCCUCCACUCCUAUCACUCCAGUAUUCACUGCUCUUCCUCCUUUUACUUCUUUGACCAAUAGUUUUCCUUUACCUGGGAAUCCCUCUCUGAACCCAUCAGUAUCUCUCCCAGGGUCAUUAAUAAUCACCUCAUCUAGCGCUGCCACCUCCACAGCCAUGCCUCCUCCUAGCUCGACAGCAGCUGUUCUCUCAGGGCUCUCUGCUUCAGCGCCAGUCUCGGCAGCCCCCUUCCCCCUCAACUUGUCUACUGCUGUCCCCUCACUUUUUUCAGUUACUCAAGGACCUCUGCCCUCUUCAAAUCCUUCCUACCCUGGCUUUUCUGUUUCUAAUACCCCCAGUGUUACCCCUGCUCUCCCUUCGUUCCCGGGACUGCAGGCGCCCUCCACAGUCACAGCUGUCACACCACUGCCUGUUGCAGCCACAGCCCCCUCACCAGCGCCUGUCCUCCCAGGAUUCGCUUCAGCGUUUAGUUCUAAUUUCAACUCUGCUCUUGUUGCACAAGCCGGUUUAUCAUCUGGACUCCAAGCUGCAGGCAGCUCUGUUUUUCCAGGCCUUCUGUCCCUCCCAGGUAUCCCUGGGUUUUCCCAGAAUCCUUCACAGUCGUCCUUGCAAGAAUUACAGCAUAAUGCAGCUGCACAGUCAGCGUUGUUACAGCAGGUCCAUUCAGCUUCUGCUCUAGAAAGCUAUCCAGCUCAGCCUGAUGGCUUUCCAAGUUACCCCUCAACACCAGGAACACCAUUUUCUUUGCAACCAGGCCUGUCCCAAAGUGGGUGGCAGUGAAUAUUUGAAAAUUUUUAUUCUUGGGAACAACAUGAAAUUUGCCUAAGAACUGCAGAGAACAAUCUGACAAAUGUGAAGUCAGCCAAAAA